Schistosoma bovis is the source of this 562-nucleotide messenger RNA. Lineage: Eukaryota; Metazoa; Platyhelminthes; Trematoda; Strigeidida; Schistosomatidae. The record is from the annotation of a GenBank genome assembly.
AUGGUUUGUUUAUAUUCGUCUAUUUCAUCGAAAAAUAGGCACCGCUGGUUACACCACAUAACCGACGAAACUCCUGUGUCUCAUCCACCAACUGUUUACAAGUGGUCUGCUGAACACUCUGAAAAUUUGACCUUGCAGAAGGACAAGAAGUACAUACCUUACUCAACUACUCGUCCAAAAAUUGAACCUUGGGAACCACCGAAGUUACGUUCGUUGCCGAUUCAUACACAACCGCGAACUGAGCAUCGACGAAGACACAUGUCAAUCAAAAAGAUACAGAAAUAUAGAAUGGAAUAUAAUCAGUACCAAAUUGUUGAGUCGGUUUUCCGAGAACUGCAACGGAGCCUCCAGAGGCCUAAAUGAAGCCGAAGAGUCCUAGCCAAUCAGAGCAUGAUGAAGCAUUUUAGAAUAUCAACGUGGCGUACUACUAUUGGUCAGUAGCAUAAUAUGUCUUUAGCGGAUUGGCCAAAAUAUAAUGUUGAUUUAACAAAUGUUAACAUCUAUAAAUACCCAUGUUUUUCUGUACAAAAAUGAACCUUUGGAGUAAAGUGUUUUUUGCCAA